Mugil cephalus (flathead mullet) is the source of this 5077-nucleotide messenger RNA. RefSeq names its product GDNF family receptor alpha-4-like. Bases 459 to 1823 code for a protein of 454 amino acids. The record is from RefSeq and is a predicted model, not a curated record. Gene Ontology annotation, molecular function: signaling receptor activity. Gene Ontology annotation, biological process: nervous system development. Lineage: Eukaryota; Metazoa; Chordata; Actinopteri; Mugiliformes; Mugilidae. Gene Ontology annotation, cellular component: external side of plasma membrane; signaling receptor complex. The transcript has 8 exons.
UCAGCGUUAUGAUCGCAGAAUGCGCCAGGACCCCUUCACUAACGGAUCCCUGUCGUGAUGACUGUCUGGGGGCAGAGCUGCAGCCCGGUGAUGCCUGACAUUUCAUCCUUCCAGUAGUUAAUAUCUCAGACCUGCGCGGUGUCAAAGCUGGAGCUUGGCACAAACAAACGUACUCUCACUGCAAGAGGCAGUCUCCCCUGCGCGUACUUCUCCUCGACACAUUUCUCCGAGCUUUUUCCUUCCUUCCAUCUGGGGACUGGAAACUUGAGGGACUUUACCGUCGCAAGCAUAGAACAAAAGGCGGACGCACGGAUAGUGUCAGCGCGGUAAAUGUAGUGGCGGGCCGGGGAGUCUUUCUGCGGGGCGCACAGCGGUGCUGCUGGACCAGUCGAGGACGCACCAAGUCCCGUUCCACAUCCCCGUUUUACCCCCCGCCGAGUGUCCCGAACACGGCAAACAUGAUUCUCUUCGGGAUUUCGCUAGUUCUUGUCUUCUCAGAUGUGUCACCAUCUUCAGCACCCAUCUUUCCCUAUCCUGUUGCACCCACUGAUUGUGUUGAAGCUCAUCGGGUGUGUUCCACUGACCCCCGGUGUGAAGCACUGUACCGUGGCUUGGAACUGUGUGCGUCUGAUGCAGCUAUGUCCCCCCUGGGGGAGCAGGCAGCAUCCGAGUGUCUAGAGAGACAGGACGCACUGCUGGCCAAACAUCCCUCUCUGUUGGCUUGCAAGUGUCAUCGUGGCUUCCGCAAGGAGGAGCAGUGUCUGCACAUAUACUGGAGUGUCCGCCUGCUGCCAGGAGACGAUGAGCUGGAGAUGUCUCCCUAUGACGACACACUAGUGGAUACCCGCAUGGCUUCCUUAGUGGCAGCUUCGUCUUUCAUGCAACUUGAUGGUGAGAACCAGUGUCUGAAGGCAGCACAGGACUGUGGCCUGUAUGAGAAGUGUGGCUCCUUAAGAUCAGAGUAUGUCCUGGCCUGCACAAAGCCAGUGUCCGGUACUAACCGUUGCAAUCAGCACAAGUGCCACCGAGCCCUACGGCGCUUCUUGGAGCGCGUGCCUGAAGAGUACAGCCUGGGUGUCCUGUUCUGCCCAUGCACCAACACCCUGUGUGGAGAGAGGCGGAGGAAAACCAUUGUGCCCUCCUGUUCUUACCAGGAAAUGGAGGGUCUGCAACCCAACUGCCUCCAUCAGCAGAGCUUCUGCCGCCGUGAUGACCUUUGCAGGUCCAGACUGGCUGAUUUCCUGAAUAACUGCCAGCCAUCUCAUCUGACAACCAGCGGCUGUCUGAAAGACUCAGCAGGUCUCUGCCUCCGAGCCUACGCUGGACUUAUAGGUACCAUCAUGACUCCAAAUUACAUCAGCAAUAGUUCUGCAGACGUGUCACUGUGGUGCAACUGCGAGGGUAGUGGCAACCAGUGGCAGGAGUGUCAGAGACUGCAACGCCUCUUCACCCACAACACCUGCCUGCGUAACUCUAUCAGUUGGAUGGGAAGCCCUGGUUCCCUGCCUGCAGACAUCACACAACCUCCUGCUCCUAGACCCUCCCCACUGGUUCAGAAGGACGAGCUGCUGAGCAACAAUCACCUGCCUGAGACCAACAACAUUGUGGUGGAAAGUGAGGAAGAGGAACAACUGACACAGACAGAUGAGCAGGAUGCUGAUGAAGGCGACCAAUUUGAUGUCAUCCCGCUAUACUCAGAGAGGGCCACUGUUUCCAACCUGGGCUCUUCUGGCAGUGGGGGGGCUGCAUCUCUCACCACGGGCCCUGCUAAACCCAUACUACUGCUCCUUCUACUCCUGUCUGCCUCCCUCAGCUGGGGGUAGAACAGAGAAUUGGGAGAGCACACACACAAGCACACACUCACAUACAAUGGAACUGCCAACAAUCCUGCACUGAUUGCUGUAAAAUUAUAAGAAAUAUAGUGAAGAAAUGGACUUCACAUUUUGUCGGUAGCAUCCCCUUAAUUCCAGUCUUAUGUCCUUGCUUCCUUCUUUAUUUGAAAAUGUCUCUCUGUUCAGUAAGGCCCGAUUGGAGCUGCAGCAGGAUAUUGCUGUCCUGGGAGUACAGGAGACCUAAUUGUGGUAUUUUCACAUGCAACCGUUUACCAGUAAGCAUAGUGUAGCUGUUUCUUUCAACCGUCUAGAAAAGAAAAAAAACAAACAAACAAAAAAAAAACAUGUAAGUUUAAGUGGCUUUUUUCAUUGUUAGCAAAUAAGUAUUUGCAAUGGGUGUAGCUGUAAUAAUCAGUCGGAGUUUCUAAUUUUGGACUGCUACAACAACACAUCAAGAUUAAAACUAGAUGACACUAAAUGUAAAGGUACAGUUUACAAAGCGGUUAAGCAAAAUACAUAUGCACCAGAAUAAAAAUACACAAAACAUUGACUACAUUUCUCUGGGCUGCCAACAUUCACAUAUCAACCUUGAGGCUGGCACAGAUGACACUUUUCACACAAGUUCACCUCACAUGUCAAUAUCCUCACACAGUGAAAACUUAAUUUACAACCCAUAAUGUCACACUGUUAACAAAGAACUCAGAGAAGGCAAUCCAGUACAGCAACAGCAACGAGUUAUCAAGGGGCAAAAGUGAGAAAUAUACAAAAAUCUAUUAUAUUGUUAUUUCUUCUUUUCCAUGCUGUUCAGAGUAAUCUCAGUCAGCAGCUCUUUCGCAGCAGCUCAGCGCCUCUCCUCUCGUGCUGUCCACAUGCAUGCAGGAUUGACAGUGAGUUUGAGGAUGUUCAUCUGUCACUCUGAAACUUUCUGCGAUUAGCCUGCAAUCAAAAAAAUACAUAGCAAUUAUUUUCUAUGAUCCUCUCAGUUAUUUACUGUUUUUGUGAUGAGCUGGGUGGCUGUUUCCUGACUCUAUGAUGAGGUAUUGUAAAAUUUAAGGGAAUGUGUUUUGAAUUACAAUGUGUCAAAUUGGCUCCCAAACUUUAAAACAUAACAGGUAAUGGUGGAAGAUUCUGCUGCAUUCCAUUUUUCAAUAAAUAGAUACAUGUCCUCCUAAUCCACAUUUUGGCUAUGCAGGAAAAUAGUCUCAAAAUCUAGCCUCUAAUGUCUAGAAGUAGACUGAUCAGUUUUGAUCUAUUUAUUCGUCACUUGAUAUAAUUAUUGAGUCGUCUCUUAAGCUCUUGACAAAUACCAAAUAUCCACUCUAAGUUAAAUUUAAAGGUUUGCCAUGCAUUUCUGUUUAUCUGGUGCUUAUACAAGUACACAUAGUUAGAAUAUUCCCACUGCUCCUAAUUUAUAGCAGGACAUAUUGGAUUCACAUACUGUAUACCUUUAGCAUACCAUGCUUUGUUCUGCUAACUUAUUAGCAUAGGUUGUUGGGGUCCAUUUUAGGACACAAAUGUUUUAUUGAUAGCAACAGACCAACACGUCUACCAUGGUGGAGCCGAAUCACAUGUCAUUUUAAACAUUGUUUUGAUUUAUUUAUCAAUAAAACAAUAGCUUCAAGCAUUCUCCAAAGUUCUUAAUUUGUCCUAGUAAAAGAAAAAUGAAAAAGCACUGGGAACGUAAAUGUAAGGCGAUAAGGCCAUUACAAGUGAAUGCUACUUUUAUAAAGCAGAUUGGUAUUUAUGAGUUAUGCCUCUUUCAAUAGAAAAGAUCACAAUUAAAAAACAAAAAAAGCACCAACAUAUAAACAAAAUUAAAUAUAGAAUAGAGAAAAUAUACAAUAUACACCUGUAAUAGAAAUGCCUGCAGUCCUUCAGUGGAUGGUGAUUUGUACCACUGGUUGUGACUUACCUGUCUAUGGGUUAUCCUAACAUUGAAUGAAGGGGUAAGGGGCUUGAUAUAUGACUCAUGAGUCAAACUUCAUCACAGUGAUGUAUGGUGUGAUACCCAUCUCCCUGCUGCUGCAGACAUGUUGAAUGACAAAUUACACACUUGUCACACAUUGUUUGAUGAACAUCAAGUGUGUCUUGUGUGCACACUUACAUGAAUAGGGCAGAGAAAUUGAAAAGAAAACUGGGCAAAUCUUUUUGUUAUAAUAUGAGUCUUGCGCUUUGUCGUUCCCACCCACGUCAGCACUGCUUCACGUGCUGCACAGAAGUCCAUGCGCACACAUUUGCACACAAACUGCCUGUCACAUAUUGAGCCGAUGCAGCUGUUUCUUGCUUUAUUGCUCUAUCUUUGUCCCUAUCUACCUCCCCGGUGACUCAGGACCAGGACCCAAGCUGCCACAGGCACGGAUAUGAAUAAAGCCGUCAUAAUAAAAACAACACACCAGAAACAACAUGAGCUCUAAAACGGCAGAACAAAUCAAAUAGCUCCCCAGCAGUCGACCAAACACAAUACUUCUAACACAGACAAAAUGAAGAACAUGGAAAAGAGAGAGAGAUUUAUGGAGGAAAAUUUAAAAAAAACAAAAGUCAAGUCCCUGUGUGGUCUUUGUGUAUUUGAUGUUUUACUUGUUUUUAGUUGGGAGGCCAAUAAUCAGUCCCUGACAACGUCUCUUUAUCAUCUGACAGGCUCCUGGGGGGAGAAGUGUAUGUGUGUGUUGGGAGCGAGGGGUGUGGUAGGGUAUCAGGCAGUGAUAGCAAUAGUGUGCUGUAGCAAGAGCAGAGAGGACCCUGGAGCACAAACACAGCAGAGAGAAUCGCCGGCUCUUGAUUUUCUAUGUCUUAUAAAUCUUUUGCUGACACUAUUUUUUUCCCCCACAUUCUUUUCCUAUUUCUGGGGAAUGUGAAAAAUUAAAUUCCAUCUGCAGAGGUGCCAGUGAUGGCAGAGGGCAGGGAAAUAAUGUGGCUUGGGAAUGAGUGAAAGGGAAAGGAUGAAGGAAAAGGUGAAGCCAAAAAUUAAAACAGAAAAGAGGUGGUAAAAAAUUAUACACAAUGUAAACAGCUAAAUAGAAAAGAGAGUGGAACACAAGAUGAAAUUAGUAAAAAGAACAAUGACAUUAAAAAGCAUGCCAGAAAUGUAAAUGGGAAUAGUAAACAAAGAGGAUGAAGGAAACAGAUGAGGACCGUCAUAAAUGAAUGAAUAAGAGAGAGAAAGAUUAUACAGCUUGAAAGAAAGAAAGAAAGCAAGAAAGAAAGCAAGAAAGAAAGAAAGAAAGAAAGAAAGAAAGAAAGAAAGA